AACAUAUCAGCUGCGCAUCCACCUCUCCUCCGCUUCUCCAUCGCACAUCAGCGCCUGCGCUCGGUAGAUGACCUUCACUUCGCCUUUCAAUCUUUAAUCUGCGCGCAUCCGCUAUCAAAUUCAACUGUGCAUACUCCUCGAGGGAGCUCCGGGCCCAUUCUUCGCAUACACAUUCCUCGACAAGGCAGCUAGCCGCACUGCAUUCGACAACAACCACUGCGAGCGCAUAGCCAUAGAUAUGUCGCGCAACGAAGCGGUGUCGCCGCUGCGCAUAAACAAGACGCCGACUGCCUCUCCUACCAAGGGCAGCGGCCGUCCGCUCUCCGAGAUUGGAUCAACAGAGCACAGGAGGAACUCUCCAAGCUUCAACCAGGCAACAAAGAAGCCCUUCCUGAAGGAGCACUCUCCCUUUCGGGAUUCCUCGCCAUUCACAAACAGCCCACGUUUGUUUUGGAAGGAGCAGACUGUGUCGCCCAAAAGCCGCUUCGAGUCGUCUGAGAACGAGUACGAGGGCAGCUCGCCAGCACUGUCACCCAAGCGCAACUCGAUCGAGAACCUGAAGAAGCAGUCGCGCGUCAAGAACAGCAGCAUGUUCGCCCGCGAGCAAAAACACGAGUAUGAUCCCACCGCUGUUCAAUCACUUGAUCGCCCCCUCGCCGCCGGACGAGCCUUGAACACCGCAGUGCAGGGCAAUGCCUACGGUGGCGACGGCCUGGCCGGGUUGCGCAAAGAGAAUGACAGCUUCAAAGGCCACCGCCGCGGCGAGAGCCAAACCAAGAUUCCCACCCUGAGCCCGUUCAAGCCAUCGCCUACCAAGCAAUUCACACAGCCCUGGGCCACGUCUCCCUCAAAGGACAAUGAGGGCCGCACUUCUCCGACCAAGUCAUCCCUCGUCAGCAAUGGGCGCUUCAACUCGCCACAGUACAAUGCCGACUCAAGCAUAAUGUCGGAAGACGAGGAAAUGACGCAUCAGACGCCCCGCCCAUUGCGCCGUCAUGCUAAGAGUGUGACCUUCGACACUGCUCCACCUACAAUCACCGAGUAUGAGAUGGUCACACCUGAUCCUUCGGCGGCAUCUGGUUCGCGCGAGGGAAGCUACGAGUCUGAAGAGGACGAAGAGAUGAGCUUUGAUCUCGACGACAGUUUCGAUGCUUCUCUAGAGGACACCGACAAGACGCCCGUCGUGUUGCCUGAGGACUGGCGUCACAUGAGCCCAGAGGCCGCGAACACUUCGCUCACCGAUCUCUACGAUGAUGUUUUCGACGGACGCGAAGAGAGCCCUAUGCCAAAUAGUGCAACAAACGGUUCCCGCUUAGGGUCAGUCAACUCGGAUGGCGAGUCAAGGCCACUUCCCCCGCUUCCUGGCAAUCAAAUGCAAGACGACAGCCGACGACGCGACUCCAGCGUUGGCCUCUCAGCUGCCGCGGAGCGAGCUGGCGAUGUACGACGCUCUCUUCCUCAACCUCCUCAGGCUGCGGGCAUUUCCAAGUCUGAUUUGCUCAACAUGCGCGAGAGCUCCAUGUCCCUUGAGGACAGGCUACGUCUAAUGAACUUCGAUGAUGAUCGCGACAUAAGCACUCCAACGCAAGAGAGCCAUGAUAAGAAGGUCGAAGAGGUUGUGCAGGUGCAGGUGCAAGUGCAGGUUGCAGAAGUCGAGGUGACAGAGUCGGAGCUCACGCUUGACGAGCCGCAAGCGCCGCGCAUCUCCCGCGAGUCGAUCCUCCGAAGGGUCAAGAGUGCCAACUUUGACGACUAUGAGGACAGCUACAACUACGACCUUGAGUCCAGCCCCGAGCGCAGCUAUGGCGACCUGGCAGACCUGGAUCCUGAUGUUCCUAUUCCUUCCCGCGAAUGUUCUUCCAACUUCGAUGAGAACCCGUGCCAGCUUUCUACUGUCGCUGAGAGCGAAGCGGACAGUGUCAUCGAUGCGUAUAGUUUUGCUGAGAUGACUGAAGCCGACGUCUCGCAGUUUGACGACCAGGAGCGCGAGGGCUCUAUUAUCCGACAUCCAGUAAACAAUGAGCCCGAGCAGGAUGAUGACGCUAGCGAGUACUCCCUGCAACCUGAAGAGCAGCCAACUUCCCAGAGCACUAUCGACUCUUCUGGCCCGCCAACGCCUACAGCUUUGGCCUCUCCGUCUGCUGAAGAAAAGCAAGCGCGGCAAGAUGAGCUGUUCGCUUCGUUCGAAGGCAAGGAGAUGGACCUAAGUCUUGAUCCUCUCAAAGCAUCGUUGGCUAUUGCACCAAGCCCAUUGGAUACCGCUCCAAAACUGGAUGCGAUGCGUGAGUUCCUACGGAGGCCCGCUACUCCUGAGGGUAAUGAGCAGGAGGAGGCCGAAUCAGAUGAGCCUGGGACGCCUGACUCCGUGAUUCGACAUCCUAUUGUUGUUUCACGACCAGAGCCAGACUCGUCCCCAGAAAUCCCUGAGCGUGAAGCUACCAUUCGAGGUGCCGGUGGGAAGCUCAAGACGCGGCCUUCCCUAAUUCCAGACGAGAUUGACAUGGCCGCCACACGACGACAUGUCAGCGGUGAGCAUCCUCCACCGGUCCCUGAACGCAGUUCGAAGCGUCAGUCUCUCCUCCUUGAGGUAGGUCACGUUGAUGAUGAGGACUCUCAAUUCAGCAUCUCAAACAAAGAGAACCGGAUGCUCGACCUCAACAUCGGCGAUGAGUCCAAUGAUCUCAGCUUUGGGCUAGACAAGGAGUUUGAUCACAUUAUCGAGGCACAAAAGAAAGGAUACCUGAUGCGCGAGAACACCAAGGUCGUUGUGGCCAGCAGCCGGCAGUUCAGCGAUGAGAAACCACCUUCAGACGCCGAGGUCCCUGAUGAGAAGUCUGCCAAGGCUAGCCCUCGCAAGACGAGUGCGGAGCGGAAACCUGCGUGGACAAAAGAACCCUGGAACGGCAAGUCACGACGAAGGAGCAUUCGAACAACAUCUGGUCGUAGAGUUCCUACUUCUAGCGGCCCUGCUCCGCCUCUUCCAGGUCAAGAGUCUGCCGUCACUGGUGGAUUAGACUCUGUCGCUGAGCAAGGCGACGAAGAGUUCGAAGACGGCGAAGAGCGAGGACGAGUGUUUGUCAAAGUCGUCGGUGUCAAAGACCUAGAUCUGCCUUUACCAAAGACGGAACGCUCGUGGUUUCAACUCACGCUGGACAAUGGUUUGCACUGUGUGACCACUUCAUGGCUGGAGUUGAGUCAGUCUGCGCCCAUUGGGCAGGAGUUCGAGCUUGUCGUUCUCGAUGACCUUGAGUUCCAGCUGACGCUUCAGACCAAGCUCGAGCCUCCUGCCGCACCACAGGUUGUUGCUGCUCCAGCGAAGUCAAUCAACCACAAGAAGUCGCACUCAGCCUUCCGCAACCUUCUUUCAUCUCCCAAAAAGCGUAAAGAGCAGGAGAGGAAAGCCCAAGAGGAAGCUGAUCGCCUAGCGCUUCAACAGCAACAGGAAGCGCAAGCGGCGGCUAAGCGCAACCACCAAGCGACUGCUUGGGAUCUCCUCCAUGACCUCGUCGGCCCUGAUGGUUCCUUCGCCCGUGCAUACGUUUGCCUAAACACCCACGAAGACCAAGCCUACGGUCGCCCUUAUUUAGUCGACAUCCCAUGUUUCAACGAGUGGGCUGUCGAUACCACAGGCGUAAGCAGUGUCAAGAGCAAGCGUGGUGGUGUUGUGCGUCGCCCACCUUAUCGUGUCGGUAAGCUCACUCUGCAGCUGCUAUACGUUCCCAAGCCGAAAGGUGCGAAAGAUGAGGACAUGCCGAAGAGCAUGAAUGCUUGUAUUCGCGAGCUCAAGGAAGCCGAGCAGGUCAAGGAUGUUUCCUGGGAGGGUACUCUCAGCCAACAGGGUGGCGAUUGUCCUUACUGGCGUCGCCGCUUCUUCCGAUUGGAAGGCACCAAGCUCACAGCAUACCACGAGUCUACCCGACAACCGCGUGCUACGAUCAACUUGGCAAAGGCAAGCAGACUUGUUGACGACAAGAGCGCUCUUCAACAACCAUCUUCGACCAAGGCCGGUGGUCGACGCAAGUCUGGCUUUGCCGAGGAUGAGGAAGGCUACAUGUUCGUCGAAGAAGGGUUCCGAAUCCGCUUUGCCAACGGCGAGGUCAUUGACUUCUACGCCGACAGUCGCGAGCAGAAGGAAGCCUGGAUGAAGGUUCUCGCUGAGACCGUAGGGAAAGACCUCGCUACGAACAAAGGCUGGGCCGCUAUGGUGCUGGAAAAGGAGCGCAAAGAAAAGGCCGCGCGAUCACAAGCUGGCGUUCCUCAACAGAAGUCGAAGCCUCUCCAAGAAAACGUCAAUGCAAACCGACCGCAUCACCAGCGCACGCAGUCUCACGAUACGUACGGCCAGUCCAGCAAGUCCGUCCCGUCAAGUCCUGUCAAACGCCAUUCCCGGACACAAUCAGACGCUCCUCCGCCGCCGAUGAAGGAUGUACGUCUCUCGCAAGCACCUCCUCCUAGGCCGCGAACCCAGGACAGUGGGCAGGUGGGACGUAGGGAUCAGGUUCGAUCAAUGAUUUUCUAGGCCUUUUCUUUGCCCCCAUAGUAUUGAUAUGGGCACACACACACACUA
Cucurbitaria berberidis CBS 394.84 is the source of this 4567-nucleotide messenger RNA. RefSeq names its product DUF1709-domain-containing protein. Gene Ontology annotation, molecular function: GTP binding. Lineage: Eukaryota; Fungi; Ascomycota; Dothideomycetes; Pleosporales; Cucurbitariaceae. Bases 239 to 4519 code for a protein of 1426 amino acids. The record is from RefSeq and is a predicted model, not a curated record. The transcript has 6 exons.